UUUAUUUGAAUGAAUGAACUUGAUGAAUAAAAAAGUAUUCAUUCUUAGUAAACAGCGCACCUUUACUUUGAGUGGAAGACAAUAGUGCUCCAAAAGUUAAGUUUCACAUGACUUCCACUUUGUCCGUAGUCACGGUAAGAGGACAGACAGUGUAGUGGAAAAUAAUUUGUCUGAGGACUGAUGUUAGAUUCCGGGGUAAGCCCGCUUGUCCGAUUCCACUGGUGAAUGUUGUGCAUGCGCGUUUCGGUACCACUCCCCGGGCAAGGAACACUGGCCUACGCUACCAAAGGCCAUAGUGACACACGAACAUUACGAACAUUUCCCUUGUUAAGUGUGGGAAUAAUGAAGAACUGAAAGCAGAAAAAGAAGAAGAAGGUGAAGAAAGAAGAAGAAAAAGAAGAAGAAGGAAGCCCAGGUGAACGAGAAGGACGCUCUUACGACGAUGGAGUUGCUGCAAGUCGACCACCUCAACGAAUGGCCGCAAUGGUGAGCUCACAGAAAAGUAAAAUAAAAAAACAAAAAUUAUGAAAAAUUAAAACAAGUGUUAGGGAUUUUUCAUUUGUAAGGCUAAGCAUGCAGCCAGUUUUGUCGGAGUAAACGACUAGAGUAGAACAGGAAUCAACGUCUUUUUACUCGAUUCUACGAGCAAGAAGUUUUUUAUCCGUUUUGACAUCCAUCGCCGUUAUGUCGCAAGAAGAACGUGAAAGAUUAGUCCAAGCAUGCCAGGUCGGUCGGGCCUUGGUGGGACCGAUGAGGACAGCUGUCGAGAAAUUAAGUACGGGGGGUCUGAGUGCUGCCCAGGUGCAGGAGGUUGAUGUAGACAAUGAUGAGGAGAUCCUCGUUCGGGGAAUUGGAGAUAACCCUGUGCGGGAAUUAAUUCUAGCAAAGGGAAUAGUUCCAACAUAUCCGUUGGAAUACUUCGCAGCUAAUAACUGGAGCAAGCCGACCAUAACGUUACCAGCUGCCAGACCGAAUACUCCUGUCGGGGGGUAUUACCAUCACAUUAAAGGAAAUAUCAGGAAGGAUCCGCCAUCAGUUGGAUCAGUUCUCGCUUUCUUAGAACUUCUAUGUUCUACCCUGCAGGAUACACUCCGAUUCGAUUGGGUGAGUCUGGGAGUCCCGAUCGGAAUCAAACACCAUAUGAUCUCACCUCUACAACUGCUGACAGUAACCCGUGGCUCAAUCGCACCGCAGGUAGGCGAUAGUUCAGGUGCCCCAACCUAUGAAGAAUUAGUGGAUCUCGGGAUGCUCAUCCUAGAGGGAUUUCGAGUGUUCCAUGCUACCAAUCCGGCAUAUGUUGACAAACUGCGGGAUGCCCUUGAGAACCAGCUCACCACACCGGCUCUCCGAGAUGCGAUCGAAGUCGCAAUUGUCAAUUUGGCGGCAGUCUAUAUCGACACGGAAUUUAUGAAAAUGCAAUGUGCGAUAGAUAUGUUCUUCGCCAUGUUCCCCAAACAUCCCAUGACAAAACUUCGUUUUGGAACAUUGAUCCUAUCAUACAAAGACUGCACAGGAGUAACUGCAGUCGGUCAUGGGUGUGAGUUGAUGAGUCAUAACACGAAGAUAUUCACCCGGUGGUUAAUGACUCCAACCCUUCGACAGGACUUUAAUAGAAUGAAUAUUCCAGGUCAGGAAAUCACCCUCCCAUACUCAUAUGGACCGUACUUGUCCGGACUUGGGUUAGUCGACAAGAGUUCCUAUUCCGCGACCCUCAACUGUGGACUUCAUAUGUUCACGCAUUUAAUAGGAUGUGCCGUCCUCUCGACAAGGUCAAUCAACGCGAUAUUUUUCCAGCCAAAAGGCUUAAGUGCUAUAAUUGACAACGCGAUUCUAUUUAUCUACGCACAUUCAUGUACCGGAUCACUGCAGAUGCAGUUCUUCCGUAAACGAGAAGUAGGGGUGGUGAAGGCGAUCGAAGAAGAAGCCCGUAAGCAAAUUGAAGUACUACGUAAACAACUGCUUGAGUUCGCUGCUGAAGAGGACGAGCCAGGUGCAGGCAAUCAAGAAGGAAUCGAGGAAAAGUCCGGAUCUGUACCAGAAGAUGGCAGCACCGGGGGAGGUGGAGACCUGGAAAAUAUAGAUGCGGGCGACGUUGACGAUUUCUAUCCGGAGGAGCCACGAAGCAGAGAUGCCUUGGACUGGUACUCCUAUAUAGCGAAACACUGCAAAGGCUCGAUCCCAGAUCGCAUGCGAGCAGUCGCAUACAAUAGAUGGUCGCAAGUCAAGGAUGUUCGACCAGGAACAGUGGGUGAAUUCGCGAAGCGAAUGGGAAGGGCACAAAAUCAUUAGGCUCGCCGAUAAUUCAUAAGACAAUCAAAUAACCAAUUAGA
Messenger RNA from Armigeres subalbatus, 2330 nucleotides. RefSeq lists its product as uncharacterized. NCBI's taxonomy places the organism in Eukaryota, Metazoa, Arthropoda, Insecta, Diptera, Culicidae. The record is from RefSeq and is a predicted model, not a curated record. The coding region runs from base 685 to 2289 and encodes 534 amino acids. The transcript has a single exon.